This is a messenger RNA of Staurois parvus, 495 nucleotides long. NCBI's taxonomy places the organism in Eukaryota, Metazoa, Chordata, Amphibia, Anura, Ranidae. The record is from the annotation of a GenBank genome assembly.
AUGGCAGUUGCAGGCGGCGAAGUGUCCAACAGGCGGGGGGAGCCCCCAGAUCGCCCCCAGCAGAGACAGAGGAGGAAGCCCCGGGUCCUCUUCUCCCAGGUCCAGGUGUACGAGUUGGAGAGGAGGUUUAAGCAGCAGAAGUACCUAUCUGCCCCGGAGAGGGAACAGCUGGCAUCAGUCCUCAAGCUCACCUCCACCCAGGUGAAGAUCUGGUUCCAGAACAGAAGAGAUACAAGUGCAAGCGGCAGAAACAGGACCGGUCUCUGGAGCUGGCAGGACACCCUCCUCCUCCCCGCAGGGUGGCAGUGCCAGUUUUGGUCAGGGAUGGGAAGCCCUGCCUGGCUGGGAAUCAGACUUUCCAUACAACUUACGGUGCCAAUGCCAGCUCAUACCCUUAUCCGGUGUGUUUUGGUGGAUAUAGCAGCAAUCCAUAUUACUCAAGAGCUCCUAUGGUGCCAGCUGGGGGCACACCACCCGUACAGCUGGUCAGUAUGA